Molecule: messenger RNA, 543 nt
Organism: Nicotiana attenuata
Lineage: Eukaryota; Viridiplantae; Streptophyta; Magnoliopsida; Solanales; Solanaceae
Product: RNA-directed DNA polymerase homolog
Exons: 2
Coding region: 1-543 (180 amino acids)
Source: RefSeq, a predicted model, not a curated record
AUGUGUAUUGACUAUCGCCAGUUGAACAAGGUUACAGUGAAGAACCGUUAUCCUUUGCCUCGUAUUGAUGAUCUAUUUGACCAGUUUCAAAGCGCACGGGUGUUUUCUAAGAUUGAUUUGCGCUCAGGUUACCAUCAGUUGAAUAUUCGGGAGCCAGAUAUCCUGAAGACUGCUUUCAGGACUCAGUAUGGCCAUUACGAGUUUCUUGUUAUGUCAUUUGGGCUGACCAAUGCCCCAGCAGCUUUUAUGCAUUUGAUGCAUAGUGUAUUCCGGCCAUAUCUUGACUCUUUUGUCAUUGUCUUUAUUGAUGACAUUCUGGUAUAUUCCCAGAGUCGGGAAGAUCAUGAGCAGCAUCUGAGGACAGUACUUCAGACUCUGAGGGAAAAGAAGUUAUAUGCAAAGUUUUCAAAAUGUGAGUUCUGGUUGGAUUCUGUGGUGUUCUUAGGCCACCUGGUAUCGAGUGAGGAGCUUGCAGCAUUUGUUCAAGAAAAUGGAUCUAAAUUUGCGCCAGAAGAGGUGGUAAGAGUUGCUGAAGGAUUAUGA